GAUUCACUUGCCUUUUGGCCGUGUGCCGUGUGUCGUGUGUGUUUUACCUGUUGCGCGUCGUGAGGGGAGUGGAAGAAUUCGUCGCACUUGAUUUUCGGCGUGUAACAAGUGAGAAAAUCGGCUUAUGGUUCUUAUGCAUAAAAACAUGCACGUGAAAUCGCAUCUAACGGGGCUUGCGGUGCUGCUGCUGCUGCUGCUGCUCUGCGUGUCCCACGCGCAUGGCGCUGUUAUCCAUAGGAGGGAGGAGAGCGGCACGAAUCAAACGAUCUGGGACCUAACGGAGGCCCUGGCCGGCACAGCGGGUCUACGUGGUUUCAGUGGCACCUGGAUAACAGAUGAAGAAUUUUAUUACACUGCCACCGACAGAUCCAUACAUAAAUUUAAUGCUGCCACCAAAACUGAUAUUAUAUUCCAAAAUUCCUCAUUUCUGAACAAUUAUGAUGGUGCCACAUUUACGCUCUCCACGGACAAUACAAAGAUCCUCAUACGACACAAUCUGACAGAGUUGUUCCGGCACUCGUACAUUGCCCAGUAUGAUGUGUAUGAUAUCGAGACGAACACAACCAUUCAGAUCCACAAGGGCGAGAAAUUGCAGUACUGUGGAUGGUCGCCGCUGAGGGAUCGACUGGCGUAUGUCUAUCUGAACAAUGUGUACAUACAUUUCAAUGAGAAUCUGGAGAUAAGCAUCACGGAUGAUGGCGUUGAUGGUAUCGUCUAUAAUGGUGUGCCCGAUUGGGUGUACGAGGAGGAGGUUUUGAGCAGCGGCAGCGCCAUUUGGUGGUCAGCGGAUGGCACAAAGCUGGCCGUUGGCUUCUUCAACGACACCGAAGUGGAGACAUUCAAUUACUUCCUUUAUGGCGAUGGGGAUACCACCUUCUAUCAGUAUCCGCAUCAAGAGCAUCUCAAGUAUCCGAAAACGGGCACCAAGAACCCCGUUGUCAACCUGCGGGUGUACGAUUUGACCAACUCUGAUCCCACCAUGCAACGCAUUGGGGCACCCAUUGAUGUUGUGAGCAGCGAUCACAUUCUACAGAAUGUUGUGUGGUCGAACAACACACAUUUGCUCAUUACCUGGAUGAAUCGUCGCCAGAAUUUGUCCUCCAUACAGAGCUGCAGCCAUUUGGGUGUCUGCGUGGAGGUGAAGCGUCUGGAGGAGCCUCAAGGUUGGGUCGACAUUAGCACGCCCAAGUGCCUGGGCAGUGGACAGAGCUGCAUCUUUGCCUAUUACAUCGACAACUGGUAUCAGGUGUGGAAUUUGAAUCUGGAGACGGGCGUCAAUAGCUGGCAAUCGAGGGGCAACUUUACAGUGCUCAACGUCUACGGAUACGAUGAAGUGAAUAAUAAAUUAUACUACCAGGCCACCAAGGCGAAUGAUCCCUCCGUUUAUCAUGUGUUCAGCAACGACGAUUGUCUGAGUUGCAAUCAAAUCGAUGUGGAUGGGCAGGAAUGCCGCUCGGCCAGCGCUACCUUCAGCAAAUCCUUUGGCUACUACACACUGUCCUGCAGCGGACCCAAUCCCUCGUAUACACGCAUCUUUGAGGCAAACACAAACACGCUGGUAAUCGACUGGGAACUGAAUACAGAGUAUCGCGCCAAACUGCAGGAGAAACUGCGUCCAAGCUAUAAGUUCUUGAAUGUGACCCUGGCCGAUGGUAGCAUUGGCAUGGCCAAACUGGCGCUGCCCCCACACUUUGAUGAGACAAAGAAAUAUCCACUGAUUGUGGUGGUCUAUCAGGGACCGAACUCUGUGCGCGUAACCAACGGAUUUACAUUGGGCUACGAGGCAUUUGUGACCACCGCCAGGAAUACGAUCUAUGCGUAUAUCGAUGGCCGGGGCACGGGCAACAAGGGCAAGGAUCUGCUCUUUUCGGUUAACAACGAUCUGGGCGAUCACGAGGUGGAGGAUCAACUCUAUGUCACCGAAUGGAUGCAACAGAAUCUACCCUAUGUGGAUGCCGAACGUUGUGGCAUUUGGGGAUGGUCAUAUGGCGGUUAUAUGACGGCCAAGACCAUCGAAAAGGAUGACAAACGCAUCUUCCAGUGCGGCGUGUCGGUGGCGCCAGUAACCUCCUGGUUGUAUUACGAUACAAUAUAUACGGAGCGUUAUAUGGGUCUGCCCACGGAUGAGGAUAACCUAAAGAAAUAUACGGAGAGCAGUGCGUUCCAGAAUCUGGAAAACUUCAAUACCCAUGAUUUCCUAUUGAUUCAUGGAUCGGGCGAUGAUAAUGUACACUACCAGCAUUCCCUGCUGCUGGCCAAAUUGCUCCAAAGAGCGGACAUACAGUUUGAAGAGCAGACCUAUACCGAUGAGAACCAUAGCAUUGGUAAUGCGCUGCCCCAUUUGUACAACACCAUUGACCAUUUCUGGAUAAACUGCCUCAACCUGGAAGUCCUCACAGCCGAGGACACUCUCUAAAUGGACGAUGUGUUCCCUCUAGUCAAAAGUAUUUUUAAAUGCUAAAUGUUUUUUGUAUUGUUUUUUUUAUUUGUUUGUAUAUCAACAUUUUUGCAUAAUCAAAAGUCUUUUGAUUGUAGGAUUAUGCUGGAAGAUGAAUUGUAAUUAUAAAUAUUUUCCUUCAA
Drosophila obscura is the source of this 2580-nucleotide messenger RNA. RefSeq names its product venom dipeptidyl peptidase 4. Lineage: Eukaryota; Metazoa; Arthropoda; Insecta; Diptera; Drosophilidae. Gene Ontology annotation, biological process: proteolysis. Bases 125 to 2416 code for a protein of 763 amino acids. The record is from RefSeq and is a predicted model, not a curated record. The transcript is spliced from 6 exons. Gene Ontology annotation, molecular function: serine-type peptidase activity; dipeptidyl-peptidase activity.